Messenger RNA from Aphanomyces invadans, 3476 nucleotides. RefSeq lists its product as hypothetical. The transcript has 13 exons. Gene Ontology annotation, molecular function: protein binding. NCBI's taxonomy places the organism in Eukaryota, Oomycota, Saprolegniomycetes, Saprolegniales, Verrucalvaceae. The record is from RefSeq and is a predicted model, not a curated record. The coding region runs from base 37 to 3129 and encodes 1030 amino acids.
UUGGGACGCGUUGGAAGGGCAGCCGCGGCAGGCGGCAUGGAAAAGCUAUGCCAGCAGUACCAUGCAGAAGACGUCGGCCGCAUACUUCUUCAAGCACAAGAUGAAUUGCGAAGCAUGCGCGAAAAGGUCCACGAGAACAACAACCUGGACGUGAACCAGAUCCAUGCCAUUCUCGAACGAGCAGAGGCCGACUUGCGCGCGAAAGCAGAAAUCGUGCUCAAUGGCGUCGUGAAUAACUCGAUGAAGAUGCUGCCCGCAAUCGACGCCCCAGGUGGUCAAAGGUACCUGUCCAAGUUCUCGUCCAAGCUGGCGCAAAAACGGGACCUCGCCGCGACAAUGGCACGUGAAAAUACAUACGAACCAGGUUCUCCAACGUAUGGCCACGACACGUCCUACCGAGAGCAUCCCAGUUUGAGUGGUCCCAUUGAACCAAUGGAGCGAGAUCGGACUCCAGGACGACGUCCGGUCGGUCGGAUCGUCAAAGCUGGGUCCCUGGUCAAGCAUAAAACCACGAAACCCCGCCGGAUUCUGCCCAAAAUGAACCGCUUGGAUCCGACAGCUCCACCCCCCGCCCUCCUUGACGACGACGCUCGCGGUGGGGUGCACAAUCUUCUCACUCGCGGCUUCUUGCCACCAUCCGUGGACGUCACUCCCGCGUUUACCCACGGCACGAGCGUGAUUCAAAACACCCGAGUAAAAAUAUACGACCGAGCGUCCCAGCCCGUCAAGUCCAUGCCGUACACGAACCCGUCGGGCUUCAACAUGGCGUCACUCAAGUUUGACAUGGUGACACCGACUCCGCCCACCGUCGCAAACGUCCCGAUCAACCAAGGAGGGGACAUUCCUCCGUCCAAGACGUCCAUUCCCACACCGAUCGACAUUACGUUCGACGGGCAUGCGAACAACGCAGUGCCGUUUCGACCAGAGCAACCCAAAGGGGGAAACGACCCGUCGGGAAAGGAUUGUGCGAGUGCGGACGACGGUGCCGGAGGCAACGACUCCACUUCGAUUCACAACUUGCGGCGAAACGUGGAAAAGAUUCGGGGGUACAACGAGCUCCUGGACACGUACAGUUUGCACCAGUUCAUCAUCCGCAAAGGCAAGACGCUGGCCGACACGCCCGAAUUUAUUUCGUUCCAACGGACUACCGAAGACUUGUGGGGCAGCGUGUCGAAAUCGAUCCAGGAACUGGAAGCGAUGCUGACAAACUACUCGGUUCCGUUGGCUUACGUGGAUGGUCAAAAGCUGAUGAAGAUUGCCGCGAUGGACGGGACGGCUCGCGGAACGAUGGAACUUCUGUCGUGCAUUCUCAACAUGGACGAAGUGAGCUCACUCAUGCGACGGCCGGGUCAGCGCUUCAAGGGCAAGUCGGGGCCGGACCUGGCGGCGGUGCUCCUUCAAAGCGUCUGGCGCAUGUACAUCACAAAGAAACGACUCAAGAACCACCACGGCAACGAAGAUGCCGCAGUCAUCCAGCGCAUUUACCGAUCGUAUCGUUGCUUUAGCCAGUUGCAACAACGUCUCAAGUCUGUACGGGAGGCGGAUUUGCGGAUCUGGGAUGCCCAAAUGCAGCGCUUCCGCGCGAAUUGGGACUCGAUCAAGAUGCAGCGUCGAGUCGUCGUUCAUGUGCCGUCGUUUUCGUCCGAGGAACGAACCCGCCUGAAGAUGGAAAAUUUUUCGAUUCAGCAAAACCUCCAAAUGGCGCGCAUGUGUGCGAUCGCAGAUCCGAACGUCGACAUCAUUUACAUUUCGCCAUUCGAGCUGUCUCCCGACAUUCAAAAGUACCAAGUCCGACUCCUCCAACUCGGUGGAAUCGCCGACCCCCAGACGCGCAUCCGCAUGCUGCACCCCGAGAACGUGGACCGGUUUCCAGAGCACUUUUCGUUGACGACCGUGCUCUUGUACUCGCCGCACUGUCUCAAGAAGAUCAAGCGGUUCGUUCGGGGCAAAGAUGCAUACAUUGUGACGGGGAACGUUGGCCCGGAAGACAAGCGGCUCGCCAUUGCACUGCAGCUUCCGCUCCUCGGGAUGGACCCGGACAAGGCUCUGCUCUACGGCACGCGGUCGGGCGGCAAGCGCAUUUUCAUGGCGGCAGACGUGAAUAUUCCCAUGGGGGCGCACGACAUUUACGACGAAGACGAGCUCAUUCAGAGCUUGAGCAAGCUGAUUGCAGCCGAUAUCGACCAGACCGAGUGGCUCAUCAAGAUCGAUGCGGAUCAGUCCAACACUGGCAUUGCCAGCCUCAACGUGGACAAGAUGCAGAGCGUCGCCAAAUUCCGCGCCGAGAAGCGCGAGAUGAAGCACGGGGCCGCCGAAUACUUUCAACAGCCAGACGUCCGCGACGCGGUGUUGCGAAGCGUGUACAGCGAGCUGAACGAGUCGUACUUUGCAGCAAACGUCACGCCGUGCUUUCCUGAAAUGUAUGCGUCCUGGGCGGCGAUGCGGCCGAUCGCACUGCGCGUGGGGGUUGUGAUUGAGGCGUAUCCAAGCAAAGUGCUCAGCCACGUCCGCACUAACAUCUUCAUUGAGCCGUCCGGCGGCGUUCACAUUACGUCUGCGCACGACGUGUUCAUGUGCCCAGUCAACAAGCACUUGCCUCAGUGCGCAGUCUUUCCGCAGUCGUCCGUUCCGUAUCAAGCGAUCCGCGGCGCGUCGUUGGCAAUUGCGAGCUCGAUGUUUAUCAAAGGCAUCAUCGGGUACGCCAGCAUCGAUUACAUCAGCUUCGCCGACCCCAAGGCCAUGGUGAGCGGUCGCCCGCGGCAACGGCUGUGGGCCAUGCAAGUUGUCCCGGGUUUGACCAACACGGCCGUGUCGUUCGUUAUGUUUGCAUUCCUAUCGUGCUCCCAGUUCAACCCCAUCACGGGCAAGAGCCACUUACAAGUCGCACCCGCGCCCGUCGCCACACUCUCGACCGCCAAUGCCCCCAUUACCCCGACCCAACAAGAGAUCGCGACGAUUCUGAGCCCACCGUCGUCCGCGGCAGCUGCGUCGGUGUGUGGACCAGAGCGCACGUACAUGGUCCUCGACUACAUUUACCACCCCAACAUGGCGACGCUGCAGUUUGCGACAUUCUUCAACACAUGCCGCCUCCAUGGCGUCAGCUUCGAUCUCCAGGUGCAGCAUUCUUGAGCGUGAUGGUGAUUGACUCAUGAUGUACGACAGAGGGCGAUUGGGGCGGCGUACAUCCUGGCAGACAGCCUCACAGCAGGCGUCGUUGGUCUCAUAUGCAUUGGCGAAAGCGACAAGGAGGCAUUCCGAAUAGCCCGGCAGGCCGUGGAGCUAAUUGGAGACCAAGUCGGUGUCCAAGCACUGCCGAAUUCUCUGUCUGGCGAACGCCUCGGCAACUUUCCCCAUUUACUCGCCAUUGUGCGCAACAAGAGCGACGAUCCUGCUGCCGCCGACAGGAGAAAGCGGCGAGGGAAGUAAGGUCACACCAACAUGAAACGUCGUUCUCGUUUCUUCACUCCUGUACAUCA